This is a messenger RNA of Trichoplusia ni (cabbage looper), 823 nucleotides long. RefSeq lists its product as uncharacterized. NCBI's taxonomy places the organism in Eukaryota, Metazoa, Arthropoda, Insecta, Lepidoptera, Noctuidae. The record is from RefSeq and is a predicted model, not a curated record. Bases 144 to 611 code for a protein of 155 amino acids. The transcript is spliced from 3 exons.
CAUCACAUUUGAUUUUGCAUCCUGACAUUGUCUAUCCAUUUAUCGUAUUUUUCCUAAUAAUUUAUUCGUAAUCGUGGUAGCUCAUUUAAUAUUAGCUUAGAAGUAUUUAACUUUAAUUCCUCUAAGCAUUUUGUAUAGGUAUAAUGUCGUUUUUAUAUAUUCGAGUAUACCAUGGCCCGCCUGUUACAUUCGGUGCAGUUGGUUUGCAUAAACCACAAUUUUUAAGCGGUUUACGAGAUAGUCUCCGGAAGCUGGGAUAUCGAGUGGAUUUGGUGCCAGUCGAGCACAUUAACUACUGCAUGAUAGAAAUGUGCGGACAUGAAAUAUUCCGAUGCAACAUACAGCAGUUACACUUCAACACGACUUCUGGUCGGGACGUGGUGGCAUCUCGUGCGAUCGACGCCGUCAUGCAGUCCUCCGUCAAGUUCAGACGAGCUCGCGCUUACCUCUGGUUCUGGACGUGGCUGGAGUUCGAACUCUUCAAGAGAGGGAAACACUGCAUGUCUGAUUACUGGGUAAAAAAUAUUAAGAGUAAAUACACACCUUUGGAAGGUACUGAAGAGUGUAUUAAGUGCUGCAAAUUCUUGCUUACAAAGCAAGAUACAAAGUGAUAGGUACUUACGUAAAGGUAAAGUCACGUCUAAGAAAAAUAAUAUUGUUAUUAUGAAAGCAUUGUGGUUGUAUCACUAUGUACCUACUUUAGAAUAUGUUGUGUUAACUUUGGAUUAAUGAUUGUAUUGUAAUUGUUUAAUUGUUAUACUAAGUUUUAAUAGGGAUUGUCUUUAGAUUAUUUUAGUUACAUAUUAAAGAUUUAAUUAAUUAA